This is a messenger RNA of Mobula hypostoma (lesser devil ray), 2420 nucleotides long. It is a transcript of the gene dpf2, whose product is annotated as double PHD fingers 2. The transcript is spliced from 13 exons. Gene Ontology annotation, molecular function: histone H3K4 methyltransferase activity; transcription coactivator activity; histone binding. Gene Ontology annotation, cellular component: MLL3/4 complex. The coding region runs from base 42 to 1322 and encodes 426 amino acids. Lineage: Eukaryota; Metazoa; Chordata; Chondrichthyes; Myliobatiformes; Myliobatidae. Gene Ontology annotation, biological process: positive regulation of transcription by RNA polymerase II. The record is from RefSeq and is a predicted model, not a curated record.
GCCCGCCCGACGCCCUAUCCGCCGGCAGCGCAUGCGCGCCGAUGGAAGGAGCGAGCAAGAUGGCGGCGGUGAUUCAAAACGUUGUGAAGAACAUCGGCGAGCAGUACUACAAGGAUGCCAUCGAGCAGUGCCACAACUACAACGCCAGGCUCUGCGCCGAGCGCAGUGUUCGCCUCCCCUUCCUCGACUCACAGACCGGCGUCGCCCAGAGCAACUGCUACAUCUGGAUGGAGAAACGACACCGGGGGCCAGGAAUGGCCCCCGGACAGCUCUACACCUACCCUGCCCGCCGCUGGAGGAAAAAGAGGAGAGCCCACCCUCCGGAGGACCCCCACCUCAGCUUCGCGGCCCUCAAGCCAGACCUGGAUUUGGGAAUGAAGAAAGACAGUCUGGUGUCUCCAGAUGGCAGCAGCCUCGAAGCAUUGCUACGUGGCGAGGCGCUCGAUAAACAGAGGGGUUUGUCCGACCACAGGGACGAUGACAGCCUCAAUGACUACCCAGUAAACAACAGCAGGGCACGAAAGAGAAUCCUGGAUCCGGACGAUUUCCUGGAUGACCUGGAUGACGAAGAUUACGAGGAAGACCUCCCGAAGCGCCGAAGCAAAGGCCGAGCCAAGGGUAAAGGAGUCGGCAGGAGCGCAAGGAAGAAAGCGAUGGAUGCUGCGGCCAUCGAGGACCGUGAGAAGCCGUACGCCUGUGACAAUAGAUGCAAACAAAAGCAUAACUCCAAACCUUCUGAAAGAGUCUGCGGAAAGCGUUACAAGAACCGCCCGGGACUCAGCUAUCACUAUGCACACUCCCACCUGGCGGACGAGGAGGGAGACGACGACAAGGACCUGGAGCCACCGAUUCCGGUGUCGCAGCGGAGAGAGGAACUGGGUCGACCUCCAGGCGACUUGAGAAAAUUGAAAGCAGCUAAGAAAGGUCCAGACGGCCUGGCUUUACCCAACAACUACUGUGACUUCUGCCUGGGCGACUCACGCCUGAACAAGAAGACGGGUCAGUCAGAGGAGCUGGUGUCCUGCUCGGACUGCGGCCGCUCAGGACACCCCUCGUGCCUGCAGUUCACGCCGGUGAUGAUGGCAGCGGUGAAAACCUACCGGUGGCAAUGCAUCGAGUGCAAGUGUUGUAAUCUGUGCGGCACCUCGGAGAACGACGACCAGCUGCUGUUCUGUGACGACUGUGACCGCGGCUACCACAUGUACUGCCUCACCCCGCCGAUGUCCGAGCCGCCCGAAGGGAGCUGGAGCUGCCGCCUCUGUCUGGAGACACUGAAAGAAAAGGCGUCAAUCUACCAAAAUCCGAACCCUCCCCCCUCCUAACUGGCCUGGCCCACGGAGAACGGGGCCUCCCGGCGGGGCAUCAGCAGGGCUGGAGGGUGAGGCGGGGUCGGGUGAGCUCCCACGAAAUCUCAGUGGCAGGAGUGGUCCACACAGUUCCUCUCGAGUCACUCACCCAUAGAACAGGUCUUUGUGUGUGUGUGUGUGUGUUCGCGCCUCUGUAUGCACAUGCAAGCCUCUGUAUCUACAUACACGUGUGUGUGUGUGUGUGUGUGCAUCUGUCGUCUGUGUGCACGUUUGUAUGUGUGUAUACGUUUGUGUGUGUGAGAGAGAUUGGGAGGGAGAGAGAUGGAUCUCUUAAUUCCCCUGUGGGAACACUACAAUGUUAAGUCUGAGAUGGCUGAUGGGACCCGGUGUGAUCUCCCCAACCCAGUCCUGUCGGAACCCCCACUGGGCUCAGUCCAGAUAUCCAGGGGCUGGGGCAGGAGCCCUUCACCUUUCCCAGUGCGCUACCCUUCGCCCUGACUGUACCAGGCUACCUCUCCGACCACCCUUCUCCCUCCUCACCCAGCCCCCUCUCUCUGCCUGAGGGGCACUGUGGGUUCCUGCCCCCUUCUCCACCCACGAUCCCGCCGUAAGCAAGACCGGGGUGCCUAGGCGCGUUCAGAAGAAAGUGUGUUGGUGCGGGUUGUUCCUGGAAUAGCUGGGGGUUGGGGGCGGGCUGGCCCUGCUUCCCAUCUGAUCAGGUUGUUUUCUCCUGCUUGUCUCCGACCUCCCGGUAUGGGGGGGGGGGGGGGCGGGGGGGGAAUGGGUGUAUAUCGUUCGAACGGUAACUUCACUCCAGUGUGGUUCUUGGCUGUCUACCCCCCCCCCCCCGCCGUCCGAAUCAGUGCUGUUUGUUCCUUCCCAUCCCGCUCACCGUGUGAUACACACUUCCAACGCUGGGGGAGCUCGGCAGGUCAGGCAGUGUCUAUGGAGGGGAAUGAACAGUCAGACAUUUCGGGCCAAGACCCUUCAUUGGGACUGCAAAGGAAGGGGCAAGAAGCCCAGAAUAAGAAUUUUGGAGGGAGGGGGAGGAGUACACAAUUGCAAGUGACAGGUGAGACCAGGUGAGGGGGAAGGUGGGUGGGUGGGAGAGAG